CCGGGCCCGCCCGGCCAAAGUCCCUGCGCCAUGAGCGGGGCCCCGGGCGGCCGCCGCCCGACCUUCCCCGGGCUCCCAGGGGAGCGGGUGCUCGAGGAGGCGGCGGGCGCCCGGCGGCGCCGCGGGAACGGCGGCGGCUCCGUCCCGGGGACGCUGCUCUGCACCAACCGCCGCCUCGCCUUCCUGCCCGGCCAGGCUCCUGGCUCCCGUGGCCGCCUCCGCUCUGAGGACGAGGUGGCCCUGCCCUGCAUCCACAAGCUGGUGGCAGCCAGCAGCUUCUCCAAGCCCAAGGUGCUCACGGCCGCCUCCACCCUCAAAUUCAUCCCGGAGGAGCUCGCCGUGUUCUGCCGGGAUUUCCGCCUGCUCCGCUUCUCCUUCCCCGAGAACGGUUUGGCUCCGCAGGCGUUCCGGGUGGCCAACGCCAUCGCACAGGCACGGGAGGCGGCUGCGAGGCUGGGGGACGCUGCUGAUGGCUGGGCCGGCCCUGGAGAAGCCAUCCCAGAGGAGGAUGAGGAUGAAGAUGAUGAGGAUGAGGAUGGGGAGGAUGGCUCGUCCACCACGCUGCUCUUCGAGAGCCUGCGGGACUGGGAGGAGGAGCUGCAGCGUCUCGGCGCUGCGGGCUGGAGGGUGAGCGCCGUCAAUGAGCGCUUCGACAUGGCCCCGAGCCUCCCCCAGUACCUCUGGGUGCCCAGUGGGCUUCUGGACCACGACCUCAAGCGAACCUUUGCGCACUUCCAGGAGCGUCGGGUGCCUCGCCUGUGCUGGCACCACCCGGGAGGGGGGCACCUGCUGAGAGCUGCCAGCUUCCACCCAGCCUCAGAGCCGGGCAGCGAGGACGUGAGGUGCCUGGAGGAGCUGCUGCUGGGGGGCCGUGGCCCCUGCGUGUUGGCUGACACGGCCGAGCUGCCCACGCUGGCUGACAUCCAGCUCGCCCACCUGAGGCUGAGGGCGCUCUGCCUGCCAGGUGCAGUGGCAGAGGAGAAGUGGCUCUCGGCCCUGGAGGGGACGCGCUGGCUGGAUCAUGUGCGCUCCUGCCUGAGAAAAGCAGCGGAGGUGGCGUCGCUGCUGGCGGGGAAGCGCUGCUCCGUGGUCCUGCAAGAACCCUCAGACCGGGACCUGAACUGCCUGCUGGCCUCCCUGGUGCAGCUCCUGGGGGACCCCCAUGCCCGCUCCCUGCCCGGCUUCCAGAGCCUGGUGCAGAGGGAGUGGGUGGCGGCCGGGCACCCCUUCCCACGGCGCCUGGGGCUGCUGUGCCAGGACAGCCCCCGGGAGGAGGUGAGACCCCCUGGUCCCGUGUUCCUGCUCUUCCUGGACUGCACGUGGCAGCUGCUGUGGCAAUUCCCAGCCGAUUUUGGCUUCACCGAGGCUUUUCUGCUGGCGCUGCACGACAGCAGCUUCAGCCCCUACUUCAGCACCUUCCGCUUCAGCUGCCAGCGCCAGCGGGGCCGCAGCAGCCUGGUGAGGGCAGGGGACCAGACCUACCGGCCCAUGGGGGGCUGGCAGGACCCCGGGGGGCACAGGGGAGACCCCUGGCCCUGCAGCUUUCCCCCGGUGUGGGCCUGGGGCCGCCGCUACAGCCGGCAGCAGCGGGAGCAGUUCCUGAACCCCGCGGGACCCCCGGGCCCUGCUGGGCCCCUGACCCCGAGCACGGUGAAGCCCUGCCCGUGGGGGGGGCCCAGGCUGGUGCUGGCUCUGGCCAAGGGCUCCUUGUGCCCCCACCCCCUGCCCUGGUGGAGCCGCCCCCCCCCGCGCCCCCCACCCCGGGGGUCCCCCUCAGGCAGCCAGGGGACACUGGGGGGGCUCUUGGGGACGUGCCAGCCCCCCCCGGGGCUGCUGCUGCCCUGCACCGCCGGGCCCUGCGUGCGGCUCUGGCACCGCUGCUACCUCAGGGGGCUGCCCCAGGAACAGCAUGGCCGCUUGGCCCCAUCCCUGGCCGGGCUGGCUGAAGAGCUGCAGCUGCUCCAGGAGCGGCUCCGUGCCUGGAACCUGCGGAGACCCCACUGAGAGCCCGAGGACACCUGAGCCCACCCCAGGAUCGCUCGGGCCUCGGGGGCUUUGAACACCCCGGUGCCUCCGGCUGCUCCCCACAGCCGCCCCCGGCUACCUCUGGGUGCUUGGCACUGCCGGCAAGGGCGGAGCGGCGGCUCCCGAGG
Camarhynchus parvulus is the source of this 2153-nucleotide messenger RNA. It is a transcript of the gene MTMR11, whose product is annotated as myotubularin related protein 11. The record is from RefSeq and is a predicted model, not a curated record. Bases 31 to 2004 code for a protein of 657 amino acids. NCBI's taxonomy places the organism in Eukaryota, Metazoa, Chordata, Aves, Passeriformes, Thraupidae. The transcript has 15 exons.